GUCACGUGCCCCAUCUACGUCAUUUCCGCUCCUCGGGCACUGGAAGAAGCUGCUGUUUUGGGGCCAAAUGAGCUGCGAGGCCGCCGGGGCUGGUCUAGUUUAGCUUUGAGGGGCUCGGAGCGGACUGAAGCCCGGCUGGAUUAAUGCGGACAGGGCGGCGCGACCUGCCAGCAGGGCCACGACAAGCGCAGGCGAGCCGAGUCGACAGUCCGGCUAACAGCCGCUGCUAGCAGGGCAGAGAAAAAAAGCCUCUCCGUAGCUCUCACACCGCUCGUCCUGUCGGGGCUCCAUUCCAACACAACCCCUGGUAGAUGAAUGAUGUCUGCCGCUAGCAUUGACCCUCAGACAUCGAAAGGACAAGAUGCAAGCAAAGCCUUUCCAGUUUCAGUGCAGAACGGCUCCCUCCACCAGAAGGACUCUGUGCAUGAUAAUGACUUUGAGCCGUAUCUCACUAGCCAGUCCAGUCAGAAUAACAGCUAUCAGUCCAUGACGGACCCMUACCUGUCCAGCUACUAUGCCCCCUCUAUUGGAUUUCCUUACCCUCUUAACGAGGCGCCCUGGUCCACCGGAGGCGACCCGCCCAUCCCCUACCUGGCUCCCUACGCCCCCCUCAGUAAUGGAGACCACCACUUCAUGCCYGAUACCGUGUUCGGGCAGCCCGGUGGGCUCAGCAGCAGCAUUUACCCGCACCGCUUCAAUUUUUUCCCUGAGAACCCGGCGUUCUCUGCCUGGGGCACCAGCGGCUCCCAGGGACAGCAGACUCAGAGCUCGGCCUAUGGGGGCAGCUACAGCUACCCUCCCAGCUCCCUAGGGGGCACUCUAGUCCCUGACGGCCAGACCGGUUUCCAUAGCGACACCCUGAGCAAAGCCCCGGGCAUGAACAGCCUGGAGCAGGGUAUGCUGGGCCUAAAAAUAGGUGGCGAUGUGACAGGAAGUGGCUCGGGCGUGAAGAGCGCAGGCUCCGUUAUAGGCGGGGGUGUCGCCGCGGCUGUCGCCACGGGCAACGGCGGCACACCAGUUGGGAUGCCGCCUCAAAAGCCAACGUCAUGGGCGGCGAUCGCCAGCAAACCGGCCAAGCAGCAGCAGCAGAAGGUGAAGAACAAGCCUGGGAUGCCGCUGGCCGGCGGAGUGCUGCCGCCGCCGCCCAUCAAGCAYAGCAUGGACAUCGACACGUGGGAUAAUAAAGGCACCGCCGCUAAGAUGGCGCCACCGCUACACCACCAGCACCACCCUUCCCACCUGCACUCCCACACCGCCAGCCUCAUCCCACCGCUGCAGCAGUCCCUGCAGUCCGUCCAGUCCCUCGUUCAGCAGAUGACCAUGCCAGGACCGCCGCAGUCCUACCAGAACCACAACUCUGCCCCCACGCCCCAAACCAGAUGGGUGGCGCCWCGCAACCGCAACCUCUGCUACAGCGGYGGAAGCCUGGACAGCAGCGGCUCGUCCAACGGUGGUGGCGGUGUAGGAAACGGAGGCAUGGCCGGGUUCGUUCCCGCCGAUCCUGGAUUGGAGUCCCACCCGGUUCUGGAGAAGCUGCGAGCGGCCCACAGCUACAACCCCAAGGACUUCGACUGGAACUUGAAAAACGGCCGCGUGUUCAUCAUCAAGAGCUACUCCGAGGACGACAUCCACCGCUCCAUUAAGUACUCCAUCUGGUGCAGCACGGAGCACGGMAACAAGCGGCUGGACGCCGCCUACCGGGCCAUGACCGCCAAAGGCCCCGUCUACUUGUUGUUCAGCGUCAAUGGCAGCGGCCACUUCUGCGGCGUGGCGGAGAUGCGCUCCCCUGUGGACUACGGCACCAGCGCCGGAGUCUGGGCGCAGGACAAGUGGAAGGGCAAGUUCGACGUGAACUGGCUGUUUGUUAAGGACGUGCCCAACAGCCAGCUGCGCCACAUCCGCCUGGAGAACAACGACAACAAGCCGGUCACCAACUCACGGGACACCCAGGAGGUUCCUCUGGAGAAGGCCAAGCAGGUGCUGAAGAUCAUCGCCCAGUACAAACACACCACCUCCAUCUUUGAUGACUUCUCCCACUACGAGAAGAAGCAGGAGGAGGAGGACGUCGUGAAAAAGGUAACUAUCUGAUCCAGACCAAGCUGUAUACGCAGUUCUCAUGUGACGUGUCACACCAUGAACUCUGUGAUUGACGGCCAUCUUGACAGUUGCUAUGACAAUAAUAAGCCACAAGAUUAGAAGUAGCUCAUCUCAUUCCUAUCUAACUUAUAAACAUCAUAAGUACAUUACUACUGUUACUCGAUUACCGUUUUUGAAAACUCUAUCUUUGUGUAAUACUAAGAUAGAGAUAUUUACUGUUGUACUUACUGCUGAACUAGCAAAAUKAACUUAGCUAAYGUAGCUUUUGAUGGAGCUAAGUUGGACAUGUAGCCUAUGUGUAUGUUACUWCAUGUGCUUACUCUGCCAGUCAUCAGAACCUUGUAAUUCACAUGAAGAGUUUGUAAACAUUAAACAUUAAUUUUAUGCGCCUAUAGAUUGCAGGCGACGCUUCUCCUUGGUGUAAACACUCUUUGCUUUCACUACGUAGUUAACCACGUCUUAUGAGACUGGAGGCAACUUGUCCACAUUGUCUGACAUAUUUUCCAUCCUCUGUCUCUUACGGGUUGAUCCCGACAGCAGCCAUUUUGUUCAUGUGUCUUUCUCUAACACAUUGGUCAAGAAUGUCCACAUAUUUUCAUUUUGUUGGUCUCAAAGCCCCAGGUCUGCUGUGCCUACUGCACACAGUAAGAUCACUUCUGGUUCAGAUUUGUGGGAACUAUGUAUAGAUACAUGGCAUUUUAUUGUUUAGAUUAACGCUGGAGGUAAAAAAAGAUUUUUUUUUCUUGAYAUGUAAAAAAAAGAAUUWUUWUUUUUUUUUUUUUACAUGUCGAUAGCCACGCUUCUGCAGUGGAAUAAUGCCAUUAACAAGAGUUCGCCAUAGCAAAGUGAAAAUAAUGCAAAAAACUGUUGCAGAAUAACUCAAAACCACUCUAUACUUUUUUUCCUCUCUCUCUGCUGCUACACACAGACUCGUUGCCAUAGCAACUGACUGACAGCUCCACUAGUAUGUCAGAUUUCCACACCAAGAAACUGGACACUUUCAGUUAUACUAUUAUGUUUUCAGAUUUGUUCAAUUUGUGAUUAGUUAUAGGUGAACGUCUGAACACAACGGUUGUUGAUUAGCUCAUUUAAACACCUGCUCUUCUGAUCUGUCAGACCUGGUGUGUAGGUCGCCUUUUCUUGUAUUUUUGUGACUGAAGCAAAACACACAGAAUUCUGAAGAACAUCUACAUGCUAAGGUUGUCAAAGUCAAGCUAGCAUAAUUGAUCUGCUUCUUUCCCUUGUUUUUUGUUUUUUAAUGAAACUUUUUCUGACCUGUAAAAUGUGAUGCCUAAUUGUUGUAGUGCUGACAAUUAGUAGGGAAGCACUGCAUCCUUUUUCCCCUUAUAUCUCACGCAUACAUUUAAGAUUUAGCAUGCCAUGUUGACAACUUGGCAGCUAAAACCAAUGGUAGUGAUCGUCGCCGAGGGAUCUUGUGGACGUCAUGUUGUAACAUGUYUAUAGAAUGAAAAAUUUAUUGUUUGGAAUAUUUAUUUUAAACAUACAUUUUUGCCUACACAUUAUUAUCACGGUGCAAUUAUGGCUCAAACAAUUAGUAGAAUUAAUUGUGAUGAAUGGAUUGUUGAAAUAAUCAAAUAAUCAUUUUCCUACUAAGAAAUGUAUUUGUUCUCUGGAAAAAGUUUGAUUUAAUAUGGGAAAAAUUGUGAAAUAAUUUAUUAUGUCCUCACUUAUUCCAUCAUAAGACAUGAAAGUUUAACAGGUCAAAUAAAAAUGAUACAAAAGGUAAAAUGAACAUUUUUUUAUAUAGGUGGKUUUUUUUCUUAGUUUAAAAUUUGAAUCAUUUUGUCCACAUUUUCUCACUGCUUUUAUGUCCUUGUUUUUACCAGAGCUAYGAGCCUGUCUCGAUACCGAGUCGAUCCAGAGUUGAUCAGGAUCGUCAGAAGUGAACUGUAGAAGCUAACCCCUGAAAAGACCGACACUUACAUUUGGGUGGACACAAUGAAAUCAGAAUGAAAACACAGACGUUACAGAAAAGAAGAGAAAAAUAUAAUUGUUUUCUAUUUAUUAACAACUUUGGCCCGUGUCAAACCUUUGAGCCACUUUGCUCUGGGUUACUUUGUAACGCGUGCAGGGAUGAAACAAAAUUUCACCAUGUAAAGUUAUUUUAAUAACAUCAGUUAACUUUUUUUAUCCUUGGAAGUUUACUCAGCUAAGUCAGAAAACAAAAUAUCUGCACGUCUGACCGACAACAUGCUGCUGAUAUUCAGUGACUGUUCACAUUGUGGUUUGUGUGUUGAAGAGAUGUUAAGUGCUCGUGUUGGUUAAUCUAAAUGAGUGGAGAACACUUUAAUGACAAAACGUCUGCUAUCUGUGUGUGUGGCCAGUUGUGUUUUAUAUCAUCAACAUCAGAAGAAGGAAUAAAUACCUUCUUGAUGCCCAUUUUCAUUGUAGGAAACUUUUACUUUAGUGUAAAACUGAAGGUUUCUGUUUGCAGAGAUAUUUAUGUGCAAGGCUGUGGAAAAUUAAACCAUAAAUCUUUACAAAUGGCUAUAAAAGAAUGAUCUGGAGUAAGGCUUAGCAUAAUCGUUUUGUUUAAUUUUAUUUUCAGCAUAGCAAGAGGGGAAAAUGUUCAUUUUUAGGGAAAGGAUUUUCUUUUAGAUUAACCGUUCUCUUACAAUCCAAUUUACAAAUUCUGUGAAAUUAAURCUGCUUAUUUUGGCCAGGUGUGGUUUUCUUUCUCUUAACACCACUUUAAUCUUGGCAUUAUAAGUUUCCACUCCAUUCUCAGAAGCUUUAAUGUACCAGAACAGAAACCGCCUCAAAAUGUUAAGCUGUAGCAUCAUUAUUAUUAUUAUUAUUAUUAUUAUUGACCAAUUAAUUGUCAAGUAUAUGGAAACCAAGAGACUAGCCUGUGUGGUAAAUGUUUGUGAAUUUUUUGUUUGUUUUAUUUCUUUUUUCUUUUUUUUAAACUGCUUGCUGUAUUGUGCGUGUAUGCAAGAGUGGCAGAAAGCAGGGGAAAUCAGAGUUAUACUGUAUAAUGGUAUUGGAAUAUAGAAAAUUUAUGCAAAAUUUUACGUSACCCUUGUAUUAAAUAUCUAUUGUAUCAGAGGUCACUAUCACAUUCUUAGAUUUGAUCAUGUUCGUUAUUAAAGAUAUACUUAUAUGUUG
Poecilia reticulata (guppy) is the source of this 5226-nucleotide messenger RNA. The record is from RefSeq and is a predicted model, not a curated record. NCBI's taxonomy places the organism in Eukaryota, Metazoa, Chordata, Actinopteri, Cyprinodontiformes, Poeciliidae.